AUGGAGACUAUCAAGGGCUUGGCGCGCCGCGCGACGCAGAGCCUCAGGGAGAAGGUCUUACAUGGAGACGCUUCAGGCCACGAUGAGACGCUGGAGGCGGCCAGCAAAAAGGUGUUCCAGUACCAGAGGUCCGGCGAGGCCAUUUGUGUCAAAAUGAUACGCGCCGCAGAACUUAUUGAGGAGUUGGGAAAAGUCCUUAAGGAGGUUGCAGAAGAGUACCAAAACGUCCCUGAUUUACUACCGGUGUCGAGCCAGCUUGCGGCAGACGUGUUGGAAGUGGGCACAAAACUAUUUGUCACGGCACAGGAGCAUCAAAAAGGCCUCAAGGAGCAGGGCUUUGACGUGUUGAAUUCCUUCAUAAAAAAUAUCAGUAAGUUGAAGGAUGCAGAGGAGGCCCGUCGCAAGAACCAGCUAGAAUACGACUUCUUCCGACAAAAGGUGCUGGGACUGCGGGCGAUGCCGCCCAAGGACAAGUCACGUAUUCCACGAAAUGAACAAAAGUUGGAGAAUUGGCGUGUAGAGUUUUGGAGGGCCACUGAAAACAGCAAGGCGGUCUGCUCCCAGCUGUAUGCUGAGGGUCGACGCGCCAUUGAUCUUAGUGUGUUGACCCUCACAAGGGUCCUUGGGAGUUUCCUCAGCAUUGCUGGGAACGGAUUUAAGCAGCAGUUUGUCAACGCACGACUGCCAGUGUACCCGACGACGUCGCUCCUACCCUCAGCGCCACUGCCACCUAAUCCGAUGCCUCCUUAUCAGCCGCCGCCACCGCAGGCGGGAGGCUAUGCUGCGAUUCCGUACGGACAGCCGCAAGCGCAGCAAAACUCGCUGCAGGGCCAGCCGCCACAGGUGCAACAAUGGCAAGGAUGGAAUGAUGGCCACCCCACAGGUUGGUCGCAGCAGCACCCACAACAGCCGCAGCCACCCUCAUUUCAGCCACACUUCCCCGAACCUCAGAGGCCAUGGGGCCACUCCCCGUCGCAAGCGCGGUCGACGCCUGAAGCAUGGCAGGUGCCAGAGGGGCAACAACAACAGCAAGACGGGAAUUUUCAAGCGCAGAACACGUCAUCGUCUGCUGGUCUGCAACCCUCCUUAAACAACUGCUGGCCCCCGAGCACCGCGUUCGAGAGGCCGCCCGAAGGUAACGGUAACGGUGCUCACGCACCUGCUCUACCUCAGCCCCCAUCAGCAUCGAUGGAUGGCAAAUCGUAG
This is a messenger RNA of Trypanosoma conorhini, 1206 nucleotides long. RefSeq lists its product as uncharacterized. The transcript has a single exon. The record is from RefSeq and is a predicted model, not a curated record. The coding region runs from base 1 to 1206 and encodes 401 amino acids. Lineage: Eukaryota; Euglenozoa; Kinetoplastea; Trypanosomatida; Trypanosomatidae.